CGCACGUUUUCAGCGGCGAUUUUAGGGUUAACAUAAAUAACAACAACGUGUUUAUUCUCGUAAACAACACGCGAUUUCCUUGGAGCAGUGUGUGCUAAUUUGGGAAGAAGAAAAUGACGACCCGGCCGCCGGUGACUGCAGCUCGCACGAAAAAACAGAAUCACGCCAACAUACCAUGCCCAAUAGAAAACUGCGCACGAUUUACUUACGGGAAACUUCCAGACCAUCUCACUAAAAUCCAUGGACUUACAGGAGCGGAACGAGAUACACUCAACGAACAACAGCGCAAGAGGUUUUUCAACGGCGAACUCUGUCAAGUUCGAUAUCUUAAGGAAUCUGCUAUUCGUGACCUUUGGGGAUCAGAUUACGACGACCCCCGGAUAAAAGCAAAAAUACACCAAAGUUACAGUCUCGUCAAAAUUCGGAUAAUACCUUUAGCGGCAACACAGAGAGCUCGACCACUUACAGAACAAGAUGCCAAUGUUCUAACCGCUUAUAAUGCUCGUACGGCUCCACGUCCCGCCCGUGUUCAGCGACAGAGAACGAGACAACGCCCCUACCCAGCUCCUGAGGCCAGUCCUACAGAAUGCAGAAUCUCAACCGAAUCUAGUGAAGAAGAGAAUACUCGCAAUACAUUACCACCGUCACCACCGCCAUCUUCACCUUCUCUGCCUCCUUCGCCAGCGCCUUAUGAGCUACAACCUGUUGAAACUCGAUUGCGGGACAUAUUCGACUCUAAAGUCGAUGCUGGAUACAAGGCUGUAAUUGAUGAUAUGAAAAAAUCAAUGACCAUGGGAAGGACUCUCGGACCUAGAAAACGAAAGGCAUAUCGUACAUACAGACGAUAUGCAAAACGAUUGAUAGCAUACCUUCAUAAACAGCAUUCUCCGUUGGCGUAUGAUGUUGACGUGCUUUUAUGCGGAGAGAGACAAGUGUGCUCUUUUCUGGAUAGAAUCAGCACUGAACACAAAAUGAAGACUUUAAGGAAUUAUAUUGUAGCAGCUAUUAAAUUACUGGACUCCCGUCUCUUCGCUAUAGAAACUGAUCCGUCUUGUAAAGAAAAAGUAGCAUCAAUGACAAGGGUAUAUGAAGUUCUGCACGGUAGACUAAUGGCUUGUGAUAGAUUGCUCGCUCAAAAGGACGACGCCAUCCAAAAGAAAACUGCCUCUAGUUUCGAUAGUGAUGUUCUGGAUCAAACUUUCAAUGACAAUUAUGACGAACUGGUGUAAUUUUAUACAUUAGUGUAUUAUAUAGGCACAAGUUUUCUUUUUUGAGGAUAACUGUAUUUAAAAGUUCAAUAAGUUAUCGUAUCAAUAAAUAUUAAUCAAGAGGUGCCAAAUAUUUUGCAAUAAUCUUUUAGUAAUCAUAAUGAUGCUCCAAACUGUUUUAUGUAAAUAGAUCUAUUUAUAGGUACUAUUUAUUCUUAAAUAAUUGUUAGGUAUGAAUUAGGUCUGAUUAAAUUAUGACGUAAUUAUUUUGUAAAAAGUCACAAUACGUGUUACAAGCAAUAAGCUUCGUUUGAACCGCAUAAUAUUAAGAGAAAUUGUAAAUGGUAGUAUAAUUUAUGUGUACCUAUUUAUCAGUAGUAGAUAUUAAAGAUAACACAGAAUCAUACACUUUCACUUACGUGCAAUAAUGGAAUACCAAAUAUUAGUAAAAUAUUUGCUUAAAUCUUAUAUA
Molecule: messenger RNA, 1680 nt
Organism: Achroia grisella
Lineage: Eukaryota; Metazoa; Arthropoda; Insecta; Lepidoptera; Pyralidae
Exons: 2
Coding region: 114-1229 (371 amino acids)
Source: RefSeq, a predicted model, not a curated record